Messenger RNA from Drechmeria coniospora, 2088 nucleotides. RefSeq lists its product as uncharacterized. Gene Ontology annotation, biological process: regulation of DNA-templated transcription. Bases 1 to 2088 code for a protein of 695 amino acids. Gene Ontology annotation, molecular function: DNA-binding transcription factor activity, RNA polymerase II-specific; transcription cis-regulatory region binding; zinc ion binding. Lineage: Eukaryota; Fungi; Ascomycota; Sordariomycetes; Hypocreales; Ophiocordycipitaceae. The transcript is spliced from 5 exons. The record is from RefSeq and is a predicted model, not a curated record. Gene Ontology annotation, cellular component: nucleus.
AUGGAGAAGCCCAACGGCUCGGGGUUCGGAUUCGGCCGGAACCCCGAUCAAUGCCAGAACCCCAUGUUUCCCUCCCUGUUUCAACUCCGUUCCUCCCGCUACGACGUCUGGCCAGAUCGGCGCGGUAACGAAUCCCGGAUUGAAACGACGAUGCAGCCGCAGACGGCAGGCGUUGCAACGACUGGCAAGUCCAAGACGGGCCGGCCGGCAGGCUACGGCCAGUCCUGCACCAACUGCUCCAAGGCGAAAUGCAGAUGCAUGCUGCGGGCGGACGGCGAGGCCGAUGGUGGCUGUGAGCGCUGCUACCGGCUGGACAAGUCUUGCGAAAGAAUCGUGGCAAAUCGAAAACGCACGCAGAAGCGGUCGGCGAGUUCGAGGACGGCUCAGCUCGAGGAGAAGCUCCAAGAUCUCGUAUCGAUAUUGCGAGCCAGCCAACACCCCGGCCAGCAGGGCGUCGAUGCCGCUUCCCUGGCGCAGUCGUCCUCUUCGUCUUCGCCCUCGCAGUCGCUGCUGCACCAGCUGCCGCCCAGCCGACUAGACUCCCUCGUGGAAGCGGCAACGGCCAACACGGCCAGUACCAAGACGCGGCAGAAGGCACCGCCGCCACCGCCGUUGUUUUGCAUGGAUCAACCAGCAUGUGCAGAUAAUACCGCCGUCCCUUCGGCCGUGAACGCGUACACGCGUGCCGAGCCGACGCUUGAAGAGGCAGAAGUCUACCUCGCCAAGUUUCGCGACUGGCUGAAGAAUUUCCCCUUCAUGCACCUGCCUGCCGACCUUACGGCCUCUGCCCUGCGUCAGAGUCGGCCGAUUCUGUGGCUCUCCAUCAUGAACAUGACGAGCAUGUCGUUGCCGCAGCAGCACCUUUUGAGGAGCAAGUUUCGCCAAGAGAUUGCCGAAAGGAUGAUCUUCAACCACGAGCGCAGCAUGGACCUCCUGCUGGGCUUGAUCGCCUAUCUCGUCUGGGCCACCAUGAACACCGGCCCCAGCACCAAGCCGUUCCUCAUCCUCUACGCCCAGCUGGCCGCCGCCGUCCUCUUCGACAUGGGCUUGACGCGAUCCCCCAACGAGGAGCAGCAGUCGGGCCUGUACCUGAAGGUUUGGAACCUGCGGCCGACGCCGGCGCCCAAGACGCGAACGCUGGAGGAAUGCAGGGCCGUGCUCGCCUUCUGGUUCUGCACCUCGACCUGCACCUCCUUCAUCGGCAAGAUGGAGACGCUCAACUGGACCUCGCACAUGGACGAGUGCUUGGCCCUUCUCGAGCACGAGCGCGAGCAGCCGCUGGAUGAGGUCCUCGUGGCCAUCAUCAAGAGCCAGCUCGUAGGGGAGGAGGCGCAGAAGCUGCUGCGGCUCCAGGGAGCGACCGAUGCCGGCCAAGGGCCAAGCUUCAUCUACAAGACCGGUCUCAUCAACCGGCUGGACCGGCUGAAGCAAAGUCUCCCCGCCGCACUUCACUUUCACUAUCUGGUCCGCUCGCAGCUGUACGCCAUCGAGGCGAGCGUCCAUUCCAUCGGCCUCUUCACCGAUCAGCCCAUCCCGGAGGCGGCGAGGACGAGCAGCAUGUACGCCUGCACCAAAGCCGCGAGCUCCUGGUACAGCGCCUUCUUCAGCGUGCCGCUCAUCGACGUCCCCGGCCUCCCUUUCGCCGUGUACGUGAGCAUGUCGCACAUGCAGGCCAUCCUGUACCGGCUCACCACCUCCACCGACGCCAACUGGGACAAGGAGAUUCUCCGGAGCGGCGCGGACCUGCUUGUUCUGCUGGACAAGACCAUCGACGUGUUCGGCAACAUUGCCCAGGUCUACCAGCUGCGCACCGACGACAGCGACGGUACGCUCUUCACCAAGGGAGCGCGCAUCCUCCGCAACGUCCGCAGCUUUUGGGAGCCCGAGCUGUCCCAGCACCUGCGCGGAGCCAACCUGCCGACGCCGAACAGCCAGACGGGCCUGGCCAUGAGCAGCAACCUGGCCGUGCUGGAGCCGAAGCUCGUCGCCGCCAACGACAGUUCCGUUCAGGCCGAUGCGGCGGCUGUGGCCUAUGAACUCAACGACCUAACCUGGAUGACGGACAUUUUCGGGCCCUGGGAGCUGUAG